GCAAAUGAGCCGCGAGUGCGCGCGCUGAUUGGCUGAAAGCAGCGCAGUCAGAUUCAGUGCAAAAACAUUAUCGGAUUGAAAAUCAGAGAGACGUAGACACACACACACACAUACACACAAACACCACACAGGGUUUAUGACUGGAGUUCACUGACAAAUUUGGCGAGCAAGAAGCAAGGGAAAAUUUGAAGCUUCACGAUGCCGCGCUCGUUUUUGGUCAAAAGCAAAAAGUCCUGGUCUUAUAAUGCGCACCGUUCCGUGGACGCGGGUCCAAACGAGGAACAAGCCAACACAGCUCCAGAACCUGCCCCAUCAGAACCAAAGGAGCCAGACUCUCCCAAGAGGAUGCCACUGGAUCUUGUGACAGAACCUGUUCACACAGACCCAUACUCUAAUGUGAAGCGGGAAAGCAAACUGGAGUGUCCCUUCCCGUUGCGCCCCGAGCAGUCAGUCAUAGCUGGCCAGCCUUAUUACAUUUCUGAGCCUCAGAUGGCAGAAUUCCCUCCCUACUAUAAGCCACCCUAUGCCUGGGAGACCCUGCCUUCUCCGUAUGACUUCAGGCAGCUGGGCUUCCACUCGUCCCUCCUACAGCACACAAGCAACCUCUAUGGGUCUGAAUUCAAGCAAAGCCCAGAAGAUCAACAGCCUCUGGAUUGCAGUACACACUACUCACCUACCUCCGAUACCUACCACUGCAUCACCUGUGACAAGGUGUUCUCAACUCCUCAUGGCCUGGAGGUCCACGUGAGACGUUCUCACAGCGGAACGCGACCCUUUGGUUGCAGCAUCUGCAGAAAAACCUUCGGUCAUGCCGUCAGCUUAGAGCAACACAUGAACAUCCACUCUCAGGAAAGAAGUUUCGAGUGCAAAAUGUGCGGGAAGACGUUCAAACGUUCCUCAACCCUGUCUACACACCUGCUGAUCCACUCAGACACUCGGCCAUACCCCUGCCAGUACUGUGGCAAGAGGUUUCAUCAAAAAUCCGACAUGAAGAAACAUACCUAUAUCCACACAGGUGAGAAGCCACACAAGUGCCAGGUGUGUGGCAAGGCGUUCAGCCAAAGCUCCAACCUCAUCACGCACAGCCGCAAACACACGGGCUUCAAGCCUUUUGGCUGCGAGAUCUGCUCCAAGGGCUUCCAGAGGAAAGUGGACCUCCGCAGACACCAUGAGAGCCAGCACGGCCUCAAGUGACCUAAAGUGAGGAAGGUGGACAACAGGCGGCAAGAAGGCCAGGACAGU
Ictalurus furcatus (blue catfish) is the source of this 1242-nucleotide messenger RNA. It is a transcript of the gene gfi1b, whose product is annotated as growth factor independent 1B transcription repressor. The record is from RefSeq and is a predicted model, not a curated record. Gene Ontology annotation, molecular function: DNA-binding transcription factor activity; RNA polymerase II cis-regulatory region sequence-specific DNA binding. The coding region runs from base 199 to 1194 and encodes 331 amino acids. NCBI's taxonomy places the organism in Eukaryota, Metazoa, Chordata, Actinopteri, Siluriformes, Ictaluridae. The transcript is spliced from 7 exons. Gene Ontology annotation, biological process: regulation of transcription by RNA polymerase II.